Brassicogethes aeneus is the source of this 507-nucleotide messenger RNA. The record is from the annotation of a GenBank genome assembly. Lineage: Eukaryota; Metazoa; Arthropoda; Insecta; Coleoptera; Nitidulidae.
AUGGAUAUAAUGGGGGCUUACAGAUACGACUCUCAGGAUCUGUCGGCCUAUCAGCCGACGUAUUACCACUACAAAACCGAGCAAACCCCCGAAAUCUACGACGUCAACACAUACGACAGUUUUAUCUCCGCCAAUAGCGAUUUAAGUUCGUUAUCGGAGCAAGAAAAGCAAUCCUACGGCAAUUUUAACUUCUUCGCUUUGAAGCGAUCGUCGUACACCGACAACAACAAUGUCGAGCCGAAAAAAACUUCAUCCCGGGUCAGGAGAAGACAUGUAAUUAGAGACAGGCCCGUAUCUCCUAAUGUAAUGAAGAAACGGAGGUUAGCCGCGAAUGCCCGCGAACGCCGGCGAAUGAACGGCUUGAACGAAGCGUUUGACAGGUUAAGAAAAGUCAUUCCGAAUUUGGAUGCAGAGCAGAAGUUGAGUAAGUUUGAAACCCUUCAGAUGGCGCAGACGUACAUAAACGCUUUGAAGGAGUUACUAAAUUCUAACUCUAAUGUAGAGUAA